AUGCCAGGCUUCAAUGAGAUACCUAGUGAAAUUUUACAGCAGAUUUUUGCAUAUGCUCAGAAGAAUUUCAAGUACAAGGAAAGCUGGAUGGUGCAAUACCAGCUUGUCUGUAAGAGAUGGAACCAAGUUGCAAGAACGUGUCUGUAUAGCACAGUAUAUAUAUACAGCAAUAAGGACAUGGAAAAAUUUUUACACUGUAUGAAAAACAGCAGCGCAGGGCGCCUUGCUCGAACCAUAUUUUUUGACAGAAGAUACAAAGAAUAUGAAACAGCAGAGCUUUACGUUAAUGAACUUGUUGAAGUCUGUCCAAACGUAGAACGCGUUAAGGGCUUCAUUAGGAACUAUGAUUUCUGGCGUGCUCUUGCCACUGCCGCAUCAAAGCACUGGCCUCAUAUAAAGGAACUUACUAACCCUUUUGACUUAACUGAACACCGCAAUUACUUUGAUUGUUACAACAUACUUAUUUCGCUUUUUCGUCAUUCACUCACUCACGUCUAUUUACCACCAGAGCAUCCUUCUACUCCCAUAAUGAAAGAACUCUGUCAGCGAUUACCAGAGUUUAGCAACUUAACGCACUUGAUUAUCGACAAGAUGGAAAUCUUUUGGUCACUUAUAGACUAUGAUGAAAUAAUCCAGCUUUGCCCUAACUUGACAUCUUUAAUCGUAAACUCAAAGACGCCUUAUUCGGAUGUGGGGAGCAGAAUACCUACCACACCUGAAAUAUUGUCUACACAACCACAUAGAAACAUCAAGUCUUUACGCGUGUGUCGGGUCAGUCAUCUAGGCAUUGUUGAAUACAUCAUGCACAAGUUUCCCAACCUUCAGAAUCUGGAGUUGAUAUCUUACAACUAUCCCCGUUUUGAAUAUCAAUUGGAGAGCUACUUCGAUAAUAUCGGCGAUAGGUUUAUAGAAUAUCUAAACUCAAUACAAACAUAUGAAAUUAAUGCAACGGGGUCAUUUUCUUUGCUUGAAGCGUACGUAAAACACAAACCCAACGCACACAUUCAUCUUUACACUGCGCUGACUCGCUUUCCAAAGCUUUACUUGAAACAGACAAGUAUAGAAAAAACACCAUAUAUAUGUUUAAUUGACAUGCUGGAGAAUAAAGAAAAGUUCUUACAAACGCUCAAAAAAUACCAACAUAAUGUCACAACGUUUACCUUGAGUCUGGAACGAGGCCAUAGCAACAGUACCGUAUGGAUUGAAGAUAUUCUCACUACCUGUACGCAAAUGAAGACGUUCCACUACGGGGCAUCUAAGUCUUUCCAGCCGCCAUCACAAGCUGCAAUAGAUGCAAAUGUGCCUUUGAAUUCGACACUAGAUACUCUUACACUGAGAGUGCGUGCCGUAGAAAGUGGGUCACUUGCUGGUUACUUGCGUCUCUUGCCAUCA
Messenger RNA from Rhizopus microsporus ATCC 52813, 1392 nucleotides. RefSeq lists its product as uncharacterized. The transcript has a single exon. The annotation marks the transcript as partial. Lineage: Eukaryota; Fungi; Mucoromycota; Mucoromycetes; Mucorales; Rhizopodaceae. Gene Ontology annotation, molecular function: protein binding. The record is from RefSeq and is a predicted model, not a curated record.